Molecule: messenger RNA, 2037 nt
Organism: Dama dama (fallow deer)
Lineage: Eukaryota; Metazoa; Chordata; Mammalia; Artiodactyla; Cervidae
Product: zinc finger protein 420-like
Exons: 4
Coding region: 22-2037 (671 amino acids)
Biological process (GO): regulation of DNA-templated transcription
Source: RefSeq, a predicted model, not a curated record
CUGGAGGAAGAAGAAGAGGAAAUGGCAGCUUCUCAGGGGCGGCUGACAUUCCAGGAUGUGACCAUAGACUUCACUCAAGAGGAGUGGGAAUGCCUGGACCUCGGUCAGCGGGACUUGUACAGGGAUGUGAUGUUAGAGACCUACGGGAACCUGGCCUCCUUGGGUCUUGUGGUCUCCAAGCCGGACCUGGUGACCUUUCUGGAGCAAAUGAAGACUCCCUGGGAUGUAAGGAGAACGGACACAACAGCCACAUACCCAGGAUGGAACACUUUCAAAGGUACAGAAUGUGACAAAGCGUUUAAUCAGAGUUCAAAACUUAGUCAACAUCAGCGAAUCCAUAUUGGCCAGGAGCCUUAUAAAUGUAAGGAUUGUGCCAAAGGCUUUAUUCAACACAGAGAUCUUACUUGCCAUCAGAGAAUUCACACUGGAGAGAAACCUUAUAAAUGUCAAGAAUGUGGAAAAGCUUUCAGUCAAUACGCAACUCUUAGUAAACACCAGCGAACUCAUACUGGAGAGAAGCCUUAUAAAUGUAAGGAUUGUGGCAAAGACUUUAACCAGAGCUCAGGCCUUAUGUACCAUCAGAGAGCUCAUACUGGAGAGAAGCCUUAUAAAUGUAAGGAUUGUGGCAAAGGCUUUAGCCAGCUCUCAGGUCUUACUUGCCAUCAGAGAAUUCACACUGGAGAGAAACCAUAUACAUGUCAAGAAUGUGGAAAAGCUUUCAGUCAAUACGCAACUCUUAGUAAACACCAGCGAACUCAUACUGGAGAGAAGCCUUAUAAAUGUAAGGAUUGUGGCAAAGACUUUAGCCAGGCCUCAGGCCUUAUGUACCAUCAGAGAGCUCAUACUGGAGAGAAGCCUUAUAAAUGUAAGGAUUGUGGCAAAGGCUUUAGCCGGCACUCUCACCUUAUAUCCCAUCAGAGAGUUCAUACUGGAGAGAAGCCUUAUAAAUGUAAGGAUUGUGGCAAAGGCUUUAGCCGGAACUCAGGUCUUACUUGCCAUCAGAGAGUUCAUACUGGAGAGAAGCCUUAUAAAUGUAAGGAUUGUGGCAAAGGCUUUAGCCAGCUCUCAGGUCUUAUUUGCCAUCAGAGGGUUCAUACUGGAGAGAAGCCUUAUAAAUGUAAGGAUUGUGGCAAAGGCUUUAGCCAGCUCUCAGGUCUUAUUUGCCAUCAGAGGGUUCAUACUGGAGAGAAGCCUUAUAAAUGUAAGGAUUGUGGCAAAGGCUUUAGCCGGAACUCAGGUCUUAUUUGCCAUCAGAGAGCUCAUACUGGAGAGAAGCCUUAUAAAUGUAAGGAUUGUGGCAAAGGCUUUAGCUGGCACUCAGGUCUUACUUGCCAUCAGAAAAUUCACACUGGAGAGAAACCUUAUAAAUGGCACGAAUGUGGAAGAGCUUUCAGUCAAUAUGCAACUCUUAUUAAACACCAGCAAAUUCAUAGUGACGAGAAGCCUUAUAAAUGUAAGGAUUGUGGCAAAGGCUUUAUUCAACGAGGAGAUCUUACUUGCCAUCAGAGAAUUCACACUGGAGAGAAACCUUAUAAAUGUCAAGAAUGUGGAAAAGCUUUCAGUCAAUAUGCAACUCUUACUCAACACCAGCGAAUUCAUACUGGAGAGAAGCCUUUUAAAUGUAAGGAUUGUGGCAAAAACUUUAGCCGGCACUCAGGCCUUAUGUACCAUCAGAGAGUUCAUACUGGAGAGAAGCCUUAUAAAUGUAAGGAUUGUGGCAAAGGCUUUAGCCGGAACUCAGGCCUUAUAUCCCAUCAGAGAGCUCAUACUGGAGAGAAGCCUUAUAAAUGUAAGGAUUGUGGCAAAGGCUUUAGCUGGCACUCAGGUCUUACUUGCCAUCAGAGAAUUCACACUGGAGAGAAACCUUAUAAAUGUCAAAAAUGUGGAAAAGACUUUAGUCAACACCCUACUUUUACUCAACACCAGCGAAUUCACACUGGAGAGAAGCCUUAUAAAUGUAAGGAUUGUGGCAAAGGCUUUAGGCACCGCAAAGUUCUUACUCGCCAUCAGAGAAUUCAUACUGGAGAGAAACCUUAA